GAAUUUGUUUUCUUCUUCGGAGAGGCAGAGAGUUGAAGAUGCGAGAUUGGAACUGGUUAUUGUGUUGCCUGGGUGCAGUUGCUAUUUUCCUUCUUGGAUGGAGCCACAGCAGGGAUGCAGAUAUUCUUAAAGCGGUGCCUCGGAUUGACCAGUUGAGCGAAUUGGCAAAAUUGUUGGAUGCUGAGCAUGUGCCCUUGGUGGUUGGAAUUUCAGGGAGAGUUUGCUCUGAAACCCCCAUAAACUGUGAGUUUGGUGGUUUACGAGGUGUAAUUGUGGAGCAAUGCGCAGAACAAAAGUUUUUGAAACGCAACGUGGAUGGUGAUUGGAGAUCGGGUUCUGAUUUUAUGCUUUCAACGUGCAAAGAAGUCCCCUGGUAUUUGGUGAAUGAUGGGACUGGUCGUGUGAAUGCGGUGGGAGCUCAAGGUGCCUCAGGCUUUAACCUUCUGGCUUCAAGUGGGGUAUUUGAACAGUCAAGGAGAUGCCUCAAAUGUGAGACAAUAGAUUACCGCCCAGGCCUCAAGGUACUUGGAGUCAAACGAACUGAGUGGGUACUUCCAGUUGGUACUUCUUUGGGUGUUGUUGGCGAGGUUGUCAAAGAUGCAGUUGGUACCAUUCGAAUUCAAAAACCCCACGAUGGGCCAUUUUAUGUCUCUCCCAAAUCCAUUGACGAGCUCAUUGCAAGCCAUAGGAACUGGGGAAGGUUUCUCAAAUAUGCAUCUUUUGGUUUGGCUUUCAUCGGUCUUACUUUGAUUGCCAUGGAAUUUAAUGAAUACAUCAUGGAAAGACAGCGCCGCUUUGAAUUGCAGAGAAGCCUGACCAGGGCUGUUGCUGCAGCUUCUGUAAGACCUGGGGAAGAUGAUGAAGGUUCAGACGAAGGGGCUGUUGAUGCAUCAAAUGGUACCAAUUCAUGUGUGAUAUGCCUUGAGCAGGAGUAUAGUGUUGUUUUUCUCCCGUGUGAUCAUAUGUGCUGUUGUACAAGUUGCUGCUUGAACCUGAGGAAGUGUCCCCUUUGCCGGCAACGAAUUGUGCAGGUGGUGAGGACUUUCCGCCCUUGAGAUUCUGCUUCAAAUUUGAGGUUCUCUGCUCUAGUAGAUGAAGAAUUCUGGAUGUGGCAACUUCAGUACACGGUGCUUUUCUGGAUUCACUAUUGAGAUUUGUAAAUGCUUAACGGCUAGAAAUCCUUAUUGUAUCAUUGUAAAUUGAUAUUAGAUAUUAUGGCCUGUCUGAGUUAGAGACAAGACACCAGGUCCGCUUUAGUGUGGAUAUUUCAUGGUCCCUAAGUUUGAUGA
This is a messenger RNA of Prunus mume (Japanese apricot), 1289 nucleotides long. NCBI's taxonomy places the organism in Eukaryota, Viridiplantae, Streptophyta, Magnoliopsida, Rosales, Rosaceae. The record is from RefSeq and is a predicted model, not a curated record.